ACGGAAUACUGUAUAGGAGUAUGUACAACACAAUUGGCACUCUGUGUUGUGUUGGGCACACUUCCAGCUCGCUCGAUCGCGCCGGCAGCCAUCGAUCGGAAAACUUGACGGUUUACAAUUAAGUAAAAGGAACAUCGUCGGCUGUAUAGUAGUGUUGCUAGACUUCUUGCUCGCUGUCAUCACACGCCUUUACACAGUGGCAAUAUUCAAUCACGGGGAUCACGAUUUUCAUAAGCUUUAUGAUCGGGGGCGACUGUUGGGGAUUUAUUCGAAUAUCUGUUUCCGGAUUGCUUAUAAGAAUUUUUAAAGAAGUAAUUUUUGUGUGAAAUUUAAAUACGUUAUCGAAUAUGGAAAAUCUGAACCGCCCCACCGUUGUACCCCAUCCCAACUUUAAUCCCCGUGGCGAUGCGGAAGCCAUCCAGAAGGCGUGUAAAGGCGUCGGUACGGAUGAGAAGACCAUAAUUAACAUUCUGUGCCGGCGAACGUGGAAACAGCGACAGGAAAUCGCGCAAGUGUACCGUGAAUUGUACGCAAAGAACCUGGUCGACGUUUUGAAAUCCGAAACAUCUGGAGAUUUCAAAGAACUGUUGGUCCAGCUAUUCCAGUCCGCGGUCAACAACGACGUACAACGCCUCAACACCGCUUUUAAGGGCAAAAAGCUGGACGAGGAUGCCAUUAACGACGUCAUUUUCAACCAUGAUAACGCGGAUCUUCUGGAGAUGGAAUAUUAUUAUCGGCUAGUUAAUAAUAUCGAAACCACAGCAUAUCCAAUUCGCCAGAUGGUCUCAGAGCGCACUUCCGGUGUCUAUCGUGACUUUCUUUUGGCACUUCUAAUUUGCGAUCGGCGUCCAACGAAAACUGAGCCCCAUUUCGACGCGUACCAAUUAUAUUCCGCUCAGCCCGAGCGACUGGACCGUAUCAAUCAUUAUGUGGAAAUCCUUUCGCGCCGACCCUACUCCCAUUUACGACAAGUUUUCCGCGAAUUCGAACGUAUCGCCAAGCAUCCAAUUACGGUGCCCAUAAAAACAUGGGAGAAAUCCGGCAAAAUCGAUAGUGGUGCCGCUAAAGCGCUGUUGACCAUGGUUGAUUUGGCUGAUGGUGACGAGAGCUACUUCGCGGACGAAAUCAACGCAGCCACGAAGAAAAUAGGAACCAACGAGAACAAACUCAGCCGGAUAAUUAUUUCCCGCUCAGAAAAAGACCUCGGCACAAUUAAAGACGCGUAUGCCAAAAAAUAUGGAAAGACAUUGGAAAAAUUAAUCGAGAGCGAAACUUCCGGUGACUACAAAAACGCCCUUCUCGCGCUUGUUACGGGAAACCAUAGUCACUAAAGAACACCAUUAGCAGGAUUACCAGGAAAAUCCACCAAACGACAUGAUUAUGUUUAUUCCGGUUUUUCAUAAACCCACAAUAUUAUUGCAUUUAUACAUUUUAAUUAUUUUCAUAAAAGACUUCCAUUUACUUUGCCAAGAUCAGGUUUGACAAUAACAGCUAACCCGAGCGAAAGUGAAAACGUAUUAUCACAGAACAAGUUUGGAGUUUGA
Molecule: messenger RNA, 1544 nt
Organism: Paramacrobiotus metropolitanus
Lineage: Eukaryota; Metazoa; Tardigrada; Eutardigrada; Parachela; Macrobiotidae
Product: annexin A1-like
Exons: 8
Coding region: 348-1331 (327 amino acids)
Cellular component (GO): cytoplasm
Molecular function (GO): calcium ion binding; calcium-dependent phospholipid binding
Source: RefSeq, a predicted model, not a curated record